This is a messenger RNA of Nomascus leucogenys (northern white-cheeked gibbon), 361 nucleotides long. RefSeq lists its product as uncharacterized. The coding region runs from base 43 to 282 and encodes 79 amino acids. The transcript has 4 exons. The record is from RefSeq and is a predicted model, not a curated record. NCBI's taxonomy places the organism in Eukaryota, Metazoa, Chordata, Mammalia, Primates, Hylobatidae.
UUUUUGAGAAAUGAAUUUCAAAAACCAAAUGAGUUUUGCUGGAUGUUUCAAGAUGGCCAAACAGGAACAGCUCUGGUCUACAGCUCCCAGCAUGAUCAAUGCAGAAGAAAGGUGAUUUCUGCAUUUCCAACUGAGGUACUUGGUUCAUCUCACUGGGACUGGUUGGACAGUGGGUGCAGCCCACAGAGAAUUAUCCUCGAUACUUGGAUAAUGUCCAUAUAUGGUGCUGAUUUUGGCCAUGUAGCUUUAUUUUAUGUUAUGGUGAGUAGAUUAAAUCUCUGAAAUUUUAGGCUUUGCCAUGUCACUUGCUUUAACCAAAUAAAUAUUUACUGGUGUGACACAAGCAAACACCUGAAGCAUA